Molecule: messenger RNA, 2953 nt
Organism: Thalassophryne amazonica
Lineage: Eukaryota; Metazoa; Chordata; Actinopteri; Batrachoidiformes; Batrachoididae
Gene: eps15l1a
Product: epidermal growth factor receptor pathway substrate 15-like 1a
Exons: 24
Coding region: 74-2875 (933 amino acids)
Biological process (GO): endosomal transport; endocytosis
Cellular component (GO): cytoplasm; clathrin coat of coated pit; plasma membrane
Molecular function (GO): cadherin binding; calcium ion binding
Source: RefSeq, a predicted model, not a curated record
UCGCCGGCACCAGCCGCUAGGGGGCGUGUUGGAGGUGUGGAGGAGGAGGUGCGUUUCCGCAGCAACAAGGAGGAUGGCAGCGCUCACGUCUCUGACCCAGUUGUCCAGCGGGAACCCUGUAUAUGAGAACUUUUACAGACAGGUGGAUCCAGGAAACACAGGGAGAGUUGGACCGACAGAUGCAGCCUUGUUCCUGAAAAAGUCUGGGCUUCCUGACAUUACUUUAGGAAAGAUCUGGGAUUUGGCCGAUCCUGAUGGAAAAGGAUACCUGGACAAACAGGGGUUUUAUGUGGCCCUGCGGUUGGUGGCCUCUGCUCAGAAUCAUCAGGAAGUCAGCCUGUCCAGCCUCAGCCUCACUGUCCUGCCUCCAAAGUUUAAGGACACCGGCAGUCCUUGUCCAACCGCCACUGGAACGUCUGCUCCUGGAGAACAGCACUGGGCUGUCCGGCCUGAGGAGAAGAGCAAGUUUGACGGGAUCUUUGAAAGCUUGGCUCCAGUAAAUGGACUGCUGUCAGGAGACAAGGUCAAACCAGUCCUCAUCAACUCCAAGCUCCCUCUGGACAUCCUUGGCAAGGUUUGGGACCUGAGUGACAUCGAUAAAGAUGGCCAUCUGGACAAAGAAGAAUUUGCCGUGGCAAUGCAUCUGGUGUAUCGAGCUCUGGAGAAAGAGCCAGUUCCUGCUCUGCUCCCCUCUGCACUCAUCCCUCCUUCUAAGAGGAAAAAGACAUUGGGCUCAGUUGCCAGCUCGGCUCCUGGACUUCCAGCAAGUCCUCCGCCCCCAAAAGACUCACUGCGAUCCACGCCCUCACAUGGCAGUAUGACAUCACUCAACAGCACCGGCAGCUUGUCUCCCAAACACACCCUGAAAUCCGCACAGUACUCUGUAUCCUGGGUUGUUCCAGUUUCGGACCGUGGUCGCUAUGAUGACAUUUUUGCAAAGACAGAUGCCGACAUGGAUGGUUUUGUCAGUGGACAGGAAGUGAAAGAGAUCUUCAUGCAGUCUGGUCUCUCGCAGAGUGUUCUGGCCCACAUAUGGGCCCUGGCAGACACCAGGCAGAUAGGCAAGCUGACACGGGAGCAGUUUGCCCUUGCCAUGCAUUUCAUUCAGCUGAAAGUCAGCAAGGGCACGGACCCUCCGCAGUCCCUGACAGUGGACAUGAUCCCCCCAUCUGAGAGAGGCACUCCGGUUCCCAGUCUGUCCGGCUACAUGACCCCAGUGGGAUCAGAGACGGCUGCUCUGUCCGACAUGAGGCGGGACAGCUCUAGUUCAGUAGGUUCCGGGGAGUUCACCGGCAUUAAGGAGUUGGAUGACAUCAGUCAGGAGAUUGCUCAAUUACAAAGGGAAAAGUUCACUCUGGAGCAGGAUAUUAGGGACACAGAAGAUGCUGUCAGACAGAAGACUGCAGAGGUGCAGAACAUGCAGAAUGAUCUGGACAGAGAAUCAGCCAGUUUACAGGAUCUGGAGGCGCAGAAACAGGAUGCUCAGGAGCGCCUGGAGGAGAUGGACCAGCAGAAGCACAAACUGGAGGACAUGCUGAAUGAAGUCCGGAUGAAGUGUCAGGAAGAGUCUCAGAUGAUCUCAUCUCUUCAGAGCCAGAUCCACUCCCAAGAGUCAGACCUACAGAAUCAAGAGGAGGAGCUGAGCCGGGUCAAGGCUGACCUCAGCCGCUUACAGCAGGAAGAGAGCCAGCUGGAGCAGAGUCUGGCUGCUGGAAAGAUCCAGCUGGAGACCAUCAUCAAAUCUCUGAAGGCCACACAAGAUGAGAUCAACCAGGCUCGCAGCAAGUUGGCUCAGAUUCAGGACAGCCAACAGGAAGUGGCAAAAAGCAUUGAGCAAUACAACAACACGUUGAACAGCACUCAUGGAGGCAGUAUGACCAACUUGGCAGACAUGAGCGAGGGCUUCAGUGACAGGGAGAACGGAGGAUUCCCGCCUGCGGAGGAUCCAUUCAAGGUGAAGCCAUCUGUGUUCACUGGUCCGCCUCAGGAACUCCCUGCUGAUCCCUUUCAGUCUGAAGACCCCUUCAAAUCCGACCCAUUCAAAGAUCCUUUUGGAGGAGACCCCUUCAAAGAAACGGACCCUUUCAAGGCUUCAUCUGAAGAUUUCUUCAAGAAGACUACAAAGAUGGAUCCCUUUUCCACACCAGACCCCUUCAGUAAAAGUGCAACUUUACCUUCCAAGCAGGCCAGUCACUUCAGCACCAAUGACCCAUUCUCAUCAGCCACCCCAAAAUCUAAAGGAUCAGACGUGUUUGGUAUUUUGGACCCGUUUGGCAGCAGUUCCUUCAGCAGCAGCAGUAACAGCACGAGUGGAUUCGCAGACUUCAGCCACAUGUUGAAGUCCAGAGAUCCCUUUGAGAGCAGGACCAGCUGGCUGCCAGAUUACCAGAAGUCCGUGUUGGUGGACGAUCCUUUCAGCAAAAAAAAUGACACACCAGCACUACCACCAAAGAAAACUCUUCCACCAAGACCCAAACCUCCCAGUGGUAAGACAACACCAGUGGGCAUACCUGGCACAAAUGAUACUUCCAAACCGUGUGACCCCUUCCAGCCAUUCUUGAGUGAGAACAUCGACCCGUUUCAGACUAAAAAGGGCCCAGGAGACCCCUUUAGUGGCAAAGACCCAUUUGCCCCACCCUCAGCAUCAAUUUGGAAACGAGGCUCAGCAGCUGGAGUGGGCAAAGCGGGAGAGCGAGCGAGCCGAGCGGGAACGCCUCAAACGGCUCCGCCAGCAAGAGCAGGAAGACCUGGAGCUGGCCAUCGCCCUCAGCAAGGCGGAGAUGUCCCAUGCAUGACCCAGACUCCACCGCAUGCACAAACACAUACAUACAUAUACACACACACACACAAUAACACGUGUAGAUCUGAGCCAUAGUGUUCCUGCAGGCCGACCUCACCAGGUGUCAAAGUGAAUGAAUGAACAAAGCAGACAGGUGCAGCUGUGCCCUCUGAC